UUUCUGGCCAAUUCUUUUCAUUUUCUUGUUCUUCUUGCCUUCUCUCAUUUCUUCAUUAUUCAAAGCUCUGCCGUACAUAAACACACCACAUCUUCGCCUACAGAGCAAAACCCAACAAGGAAAUUUCUCUACUCUCUCUCUCUCUCUCUCUGCUUCACAUGACCUAGUUGCCAUUCUAUUAAUGUGUCUUGCAGCUUUUGACAUUCUCUCAGCAGACACUAUACCUCAUAACUUCCUUAAACUAAAUCUCCUUGUCUUCUGAUCUUCUUUCUUCUUUGCUUGCUUCUCUUUAUAACCCCAGCUGAAAACUCUAACUCUCUUUCUAUGAACAUGUAUAAGAAGGACAGGUCUUCCAGGGAAAUGGAGAAUACAUUUCCUCAAAGGAGACGAACUCCAUCUUUUUCUUCUUCCCUUCUUGAUGCUAUUUAUCGUUCGAUUGAUGAACCCAAUGGCGGUGAAGAGGAAUUUUUCAGUCAGUAUAGAGAAACUAAGAUGAUCAAGAAACAGAGCACUGCCAAAUCUGUUUCUACUGCCGCCCGACGUGAUGCGUUUCUUGAAGCAGAUCUUCGAAGAGAUAUCAUGAUUGAAAGUUGGAUGGAGAAGCAAAGCACUCGUGGUUCUCUGCAUUCUAAUUCUACUUCCUCUUCUUCAGAUUCCAGCUCUGGUGCAGGAGGAAGUGGCGGUGGAGUGUUCUCGUCAUCUGAAGCAGAGUCGAGUGUCAAGGAAAAUUCAACAAGGGUAUCAAUCUUAACUCCACAGAGAAUCAACCCACUUUCAGAAAAACAACAGAAGCCAAAGUGUGAAGGAGGAUUUACAAAGACAAAGCUACGAGCACUGAAAAUCUAUGGAGAAUUAAAGAAAGUAAAGCAACCAAUUUCACCAGGGGGUCGCAUUGCCAGCUUUCUGAAUUCUAUUUUCAACUCAGGGAGUGGGAAGAAGGUGAAACUUUGUUCCAUUGGAGCCGUAGAUGAUGUGAGUUCCGAGCGAAAAUCAAAAUCUGCAUGUUCUUCAGUUACAUCAUUUUCGAGAUCUUGUUUAAGCAAAACGCCACCUUCAAGAGGAAAACAGAGCAACAGAAGCAAAAGGUCAGUGAGAUUUUAUCCUGUUACUGUGAUUGUUGAUGAGGAUUCUAGGCCUUGUGGUCAUAAAUGUAUCUAUGAAGAUGAUCCUGGGUUGAUGCCAAUGCCGAUUCCUCAAAAAAUUGCCAAGAGUUCUUCUCUGAAAGGAGAUGUUGUUAAAGGAGCAAAUUACAUCAGGAAGUAUCAGAAGAAGAAUAUCAGUGAAUUUGAUUUCAGGGGUUUUCACAGUUAUGUUGAAAAUCAUGAAGACAGCGAUGAUGAAGAAGAAGAUGAUGAUGAGAGUUGCUCAAGCUCUGAUCUUUUCGAGCUAGAUCAUCUCAUUGGAAUUGGAAGGUACAGAGAAGAGCUACCAGUUUAUGAAACUACAAGUUUGAAAACAAAUCAAGCAAUUGCUAAUGGCUUAAUGCUGUAGUUCAUUGUGAAAUCAAUCAAUCAAUGUAAAUUAUUUGUAUGGGAAAUCAAUUACUUAAUCAAAUAACUUAUUCUGUUAA
Messenger RNA from Manihot esculenta (cassava), 1570 nucleotides. RefSeq names its product protein BIG GRAIN 1-like C. Gene Ontology annotation, biological process: auxin-activated signaling pathway. Lineage: Eukaryota; Viridiplantae; Streptophyta; Magnoliopsida; Malpighiales; Euphorbiaceae. The transcript has a single exon. The record is from RefSeq and is a predicted model, not a curated record. The coding region runs from base 325 to 1491 and encodes 388 amino acids.